AUGGCAUCCCAACCACCGAGUAACCAACGCCCACAGAUACAGCCUUGUAGAUAUAAAACCGGUAAAACAUUAGGAGCAGGAUCGUAUUCUGUGGUGAAGGAAUGCGUUCAUAUUGACACUGGCCGGUAUUAUGCUGCGAAGGUUAUCAACAAGCGAUUGAUGGCGGGGAGGGAACAUAUGGUUCGUAAUGAAAUUGCUGUGCUCAAGAGGGUGUCAAUGGGUCAUCGGAACAUCCUGACUUUGGUAGAUUACUUCGAGACAAUGAACAACUUGUAUCUUGUCACCGAUCUUGCCCUUGGAGGGGAACUGUUUGAUCGAAUCUGCCGUAAGGGAAGCUACUAUGAGUCCGAUGCGGCAGAUUUGAUCCGCGCAACCCUCUCCGCCGUCGCAUAUCUUCAUGACCAUGGGAUCGUGCAUCGAGACCUAAAACCAGAGAAUCUUCUGUUUCGCACACCAGAAGACAAUGCAGAUCUAUUAAUUGCAGAUUUUGGUCUGUCGAGGAUCAUGGAUGAGGAACAAUUUCAUGUCCUCACCACCACCUGCGGAACGCCAGGAUACAUGGCUCCAGAAAUCUUUAAAAAGACCGGCCACGGAAAGCCUGUAGAUAUUUGGGCCAUUGGUGUAAUAACAUAUUUCCUCCUCUGCGGUUACACCCCCUUUGAUCGAGAUUCCAACCUUGAAGAAAUGCAGGCCAUCCUUGACGCCGAUUACUCAUUUACACCCCUCGAAUAUUGGCGGGGCGUCUCCGUAACCGCCCGUGAAUUUAUCAAACGCUGCCUCACCAUCGAUCCCAAAGCGAGGUUGACAGCCCACGAAGCCCUGCAACACCCGUGGAUCAACCCACCCACCGAUCCCAUGGACCCCAUGUCGCCCCAUGCGUAUGGGCUCUGGAGAAGAUCUUCUACCUGUCGUCAAGAAGAACUUCAAUGCAAGGCGCACACUUCAUAA
Messenger RNA from Paracoccidioides lutzii Pb01, 948 nucleotides. Its product is annotated as CAMK/CAMK1 protein kinase. The transcript has 4 exons. Gene Ontology annotation, biological process: protein phosphorylation; cellular response to oxidative stress. The record is from RefSeq and is a predicted model, not a curated record. Gene Ontology annotation, molecular function: calcium/calmodulin-dependent protein kinase activity; calmodulin binding; ATP binding. Bases 1 to 948 code for a protein of 315 amino acids.